Messenger RNA from Ruditapes philippinarum (Manila clam), 1649 nucleotides. RefSeq lists its product as uncharacterized. Gene Ontology annotation, molecular function: NAD+-protein-arginine ADP-ribosyltransferase activity. The record is from RefSeq and is a predicted model, not a curated record. The coding region runs from base 556 to 1356 and encodes 266 amino acids. The transcript has 2 exons. Lineage: Eukaryota; Metazoa; Mollusca; Bivalvia; Venerida; Veneridae.
AUAAAACAAAAAUAUUUGUAAUCGAUUCUGGAAAAAAAUAAAAACUUAAACAGAUAAAAAGAAAUUCUCUAUAAUGUUAAUUCACUACAUAAAAUUCAUUAAAUUCAAUAUGGUUUAUGAAAACCUGACUAUGGGUUUAUUUGUAGAUUACAAUGUAGCUUCCAGAUCAAAGCUUUCAAAUCGUCUAUAUAUCGAACGUAUUACAAAAAAUGUGUUCAAGUAUACAAAAUACCAAAAUAUCAAUGUUCGUACCUUUAUUUACUUCCUUAACGUUUAUAUUCUCCUUAGUGAAUCGUUUCAUAUCUAUGAAUUUUAAUCAGUCAUUAUCUGUCAUUUGAACUGUUACUUUCUUCAACACCGCUUUUUUCGAUACUAAAUUUAUUAUGGCUAUAUCGGAUUACUUAUAUAGAUAUAUGUAUAUAUAGUAAUAUACUUAGUUAAAGGAAAAAAAUACCUGGAAUAAGUAAAGUGCCUAAAAUAUCUCUGAUUUCAAAAUUGUUUAGUUAUAGCCGUGGAGUUGACAAUACAGGCAUAAUAAAACCAGAAAAGGAAGAUAUGCAUUUUUCAUUCAUAUAUAUACUUGCAAUGUGCUUUUCGAUUAAAGGUGAACAGUGUGACGAAGUUUCCGAGAAAUCACCAAAUGUUUACAUUGACCAAUUUUCGAACGAUGUAAAUGAUCUUCUCCAAGAACUGGACGAAAAAUAUUCUAUGACAGAAAGUAUAGGAAAUGCAAGGAAAAAGAUGCAAGAAGUGAGAUUUGAAAAAUGGGAUAAUGAUUGUAAAUCAGCGGGAAUGCUCAUAAAUUUGUACACAAACUCUGACGAGAUUAUGCACUUGCCAGGGGUGACUUUUUACAGAAGCUUGAGUCAAGCAAUAAAGAGUGAUAACCCUGGAUUUAUUUGGCAAAAAUGUGAGCAAUUGCUAAAUAUUGCUUUAAAUAUCAUAGGACAUGAAACUUUUGACAUUGUAUUCAGGGGGGAAAGACGCGGUGAGUCUUCUAUCCCCGAUGACCUUACAGAAGGUUCAUCGUACAAGGAACGCGACUUUUGGAGCACUACCCUUGAUCCUUCAGUCACUGACCAUUUUGGCGGUGCAGAAUAUGCUUUCAUCAUUAUAAAGAACGUUCAAGGUGUAAAUGUUCAACAUGUUUCUGUUACAGAUAUGGAAAAGGAAGUUUUAGUUCAAAGCUCAAGGGAAUAUAUUCUUAAAAGGAAAAUAAGCAACAAGGAAGAACAACAAAAAGUGCUUAAGCGAAUUCACUUGCGGUAUCCUAACUUUAAACCUUCAAAAUUUAACCCUGAGAACAUAUUCAUACUUGUUCCUGUAAAAGUGGAUGGUGAACAUGAUGAGUUAUAAGUAUGUUUUAAAGGUUUUAUCAGCCGUGGGAAUCCAGCCAGUUAAAACGAUGUUUUAAAAAGUCAAGUGUUCAUGUCUUUUAUUAAUUGUGUUAGCAUAUCAUGAUUAUCUUCUACAUGUUUUUCAAGUGUGAAACAAAAUUUCUUUUCCCGUUAAAAAUGUCUGUGAAUGUAAAACUAGUUCAUUGUAUCAAAUAUAUAACAGUUGCAUAGCUAGAAUUAGAUUCUAUAUUUUUGAAAGACAUAUAUUAAAUACUGGUCAAACUGUUUUGAAAAUAUAAAUAGUGAUAAAAG